AUGUUAAAGCAAAUUCAGGUAAACAUUCCUCUAAUUGAUUCUCUGAGAGAGAUGCCCGGUUAUGCAAAAAUAAUGAAGAACUUGAUGUCUCGUAAGUUCGACUUCCAAGACUUGAUAACUGUCACGUUGACACAAACUUGUAGUGCUGUUGUGUCAAGACCUAUAGCUGAGAAGUUAUCCGACCCUGGAAGCUUCACAAUUCCAUGCACCAUAUGUAGCUCUGCAUUUGCCAAAGCAUUGUAUGAUUUGGGAGCAAGUAUAAAUCUCAUGCCAUUGUAUAUCUAUAAAAAGUUAGGCAUUGUAAGAGCAAGGACCACAUCCAUGUUACUGCAGCUAGCUGACCGAACGGUGAAAAUACCAUCAGGUAUACUUGACGAUGUACUUGUGCAAGUUGGAAAAUUCAUGUUUCCAGCAAAUUUUGUCAUUUUGGACUGCAAGGUUGAUAAGGAGAUUCCCAUAAUUUCGAGAAGGCCGUUCUUAGCCACAGGGAGAGCUCUGAUUGAUUGUGAAAUGGGGGAGCUGAAAAUGAGGCUGAAUAAUGAAGAAAUAACAUUUAAUGUGCAAAAGUCUAUGCGGUGA
Molecule: messenger RNA, 579 nt
Organism: Nicotiana tabacum (common tobacco)
Lineage: Eukaryota; Viridiplantae; Streptophyta; Magnoliopsida; Solanales; Solanaceae
Source: RefSeq, a predicted model, not a curated record